AUGGAUCCUGGAAACACGUCGCCCAGCGCUGAGAGUAUAUCAUCUGGCAGAGGAGCACCUCGCAGAGACGUGCGAACGCUCCCAACCCCAGCGGCGGGCACAGGUGUCGCGACCCCCCAGGUGGACCGCAAGGAUAGACUCUGGACAGAGAUUGACGUACUGGACGACGUAAAGAGGAUGGCGGCCAUGGACACCGCAGAGCGAGGCUUUCCCGAUGAUUUUGAGGCGCGGCUGCAGCAUCUUCGGCGGUCCCAAGCUGCACUAUUGGACGCAACACGAAUGCCAGCAGCGAACAUAGAUGCGCAGCGCCAGCGGAUAUUGGAUAUAAUGCGCAAACUGGAGGGCUUGCGAGACCUUGAUGAGGGUACAUAG
Messenger RNA from Eremothecium gossypii ATCC 10895, 372 nucleotides. Its product is annotated as DUF5315 domain-containing protein. The coding region runs from base 1 to 372 and encodes 123 amino acids. The transcript has a single exon. The record is from RefSeq and is marked provisional. NCBI's taxonomy places the organism in Eukaryota, Fungi, Ascomycota, Saccharomycetes, Saccharomycetales, Saccharomycetaceae.